AUGGAGGCCCCAAGCAACGAAGCAAGAAAACCAGGAAAGUGCAAUGAUGGGACUAAAGCUGGUGUCCUUCCCAUGGUCCAGCCAACUCCCAGCAGCUACCAGUGCCUGGAAUGUGGGAAAAGCUUUCGACGGAGCCUAAACUUGUUAACUCACCAGAGGGUCCACACGGGCGAGAGACCUUACCAGUGCCCCCAGUGUGGGAGGAGCUUUGCUCAACAGUCGAGUCUGACCAUCCAUUUCAGGAUCCACACCGGGGAGACGCCCUACACCUGUCCUCAGUGCGGAAGGUCUUUCCGCCAGAGCUCAAACCUCCUUAAACACAAGCAGCUGCAUGAAGGGGUGAGGCCUCACCUGUGCUCGGAGUGCGGUAAACGCUUCGCUCAGCGCUCCAACCUGCUCACCCACCAGCGGAUUCACACGGGGGAGAUGCCCUUUCUCUGUUCUGAAUGUGGGCAAACUUUCCGGCAGCACCGCAGUCUUCUUAGCCACCAGAGGAUCCACACCGGGGAGACGCCCUACACCUGUCCUCAGUGCGGAAGGUCUUUCCGCCAGAGCUCAAACCUCCUUAAACACAAGCAGCUGCAUGAAGGGGUGAGGCCUCACCUGUGCUCGGAGUGCGGUAAACGCUUCGCUCAGCGCUCCAACCUGCUCACCCACCAGCGGAUUCACACGGGGGAGAUGCCCUUUCUCUGUUCUGAAUGUGGGCAAACUUUCCGGCAGCACCGCAGUCUUCUUAGCCACCAGAGGUGCCACAAGGGGAAUGUGUCUAAUGGAUAUAAUUGCCCCGAGUGUGGGAAAAGCUUCAUACAGAACUCAGACCUGGUGAAACAUCUGAGAGUCCACACUGGGGAGAUGCCCUACACUUGCCUCUACUGCGGGAAAACCUUUCGUUACGUCUCAAACCUCAAUAGGCACAAACGAACCCACACGGGGGAAAAACCCCAUGCUUGCCGCCAGUGUGGGGAAUGCUUCAGCCACUUGUCCAGCCGAAACAUGCAUGAGAGAAUUCACACGGGGGAAAAGCCAUUUGGCUGUGCUGAAUGCGGGAAGACGUUCAUUUCCAGUUCUAAGCUUGCUCAGCACCUGAGGUCCCAUGCCAAGCCAGCAUCCCACAUCUGCAGUACAUGUGGGAAAAGCUUUUGCCACUAUCCAAGUCUACUUAGACACCAGCAACUUCACAAUGCUUGGAGAUCUCACUUGAGAAAAAAGGGAGACAACGGGACGAAGUGGCUUUGCUAGACUGAGCUCCACACACCAACUGUUCUAUCAGCAGAGGAGCCAAAUCCAGGUCUGAGGAAAUAUCUUGUGAAGAUGUGCUGGAUUCUGCAGCUUUUGUAGUCUGUUCCUCCCAACCACCAUCAUUCUUUUUUUUUAUUAUUAUUAUUAAAAAGUUUUACAAAGUUUUUGCAAAUUCUCCCUCCACCCCUCAUUUUUGGUCAACCAUCAUCAUUCUUGACAACUCUGAAAAAUGAAUACAUGCAUCCAGAUAGGAAUUUGGUGAGAACAUUUGGGCGGCUAUUGCAAAUGGAUCUAAUUUGCAGCAAUCUCCCUCUUCAGAAGCAGU
Ahaetulla prasina is the source of this 1564-nucleotide messenger RNA. RefSeq names its product zinc finger protein 502-like. Gene Ontology annotation, biological process: regulation of transcription by RNA polymerase II. Gene Ontology annotation, molecular function: RNA polymerase II transcription regulatory region sequence-specific DNA binding; DNA-binding transcription factor activity, RNA polymerase II-specific. The transcript is spliced from 3 exons. NCBI's taxonomy places the organism in Eukaryota, Metazoa, Chordata, Lepidosauria, Squamata, Colubridae. The coding region runs from base 1 to 1239 and encodes 412 amino acids. The record is from RefSeq and is a predicted model, not a curated record. Gene Ontology annotation, cellular component: nucleus.